UGUGUCAUAUAUUAUUGACUUUUAUUUUGAAAACCAGAACUUCGUAGGCAUGCAUGUAAAGCUCAAAUAGCAAGGCUACAUGUGAUUUUCUUUUUAAAAAUAUAUAUUUUCAGGACGUUACUCUAACGGCUGAGCUAAAAAUAAGUGUAAAUAAUCGGACAUGAAUUUCGUGACGCUUUGAAAAAACAUUUAACCUCAGAAAUACUAUAGAAUCUUGUUAGCAUCUUUGCUAGGCAUUUAACCUUAACCACUCACCAGUGGGUUAUUAACUUCCGGCCCAUGACUGAUUUUAUUAAUAAUAAAAGUAAGUAAAAAAAAAAAUUAAAAUAUUUAAUUUAGAAAUGGAAGCUGCAGGAAGUCUCAGGCUGUUUAUGUUCAGCGUUUAUAAAAAUUUAUCUCGACGUGCGCGCGCCUACCAGCGACGUUAUUGCUCAGCGCGUGCGACUCCAGCGGCUACCGUUACCGAUGAGGAGACCAGACUGAGGGAGUUUAAAACCAGACUGUGGUCCGGUCCGGGUUUAAGCGACUUUAUUAAACAUUCUUCGUCAAACAAGAAAAAGGUUCCUGAAGUUCAUGAAUAUGAAGAGCCAUAUCUUCCAGAAAACUCCACUGAAGCAAAUCUACGCAAAGUGUAUUUUGAAACAUACGGCUGUCAAAUGAACGUAAAUGACACCGAAAUCGCCUGGUCCAUUCUUCAGAAAGGAGGCUACCAAAGGACAGCUGAGCUCUCAGAGGCGGAUGUGGUGCUGCUCGUCACCUGCUCCAUAAGAGAGAAAGCAGAGCAGACGAUCUGGAACAGACUCAAACAGCUUGGAGUGCUGAAAAAGAAGCGGCCUAAAGCUGAUGCCCCGUUGAAAAUAGGAGUAUUGGGCUGCAUGGCAGAGCGACUGAAGACCGAGCUGUUAGAACGAGAGAAGCUGGUGGACGUCAUAGCAGGACCUGACGCUUACAGAGACCUGCCACGGCUCCUGUCUCUUGCUCACGGAGGGCAGAGAGCCAGCAACGUCCUGCUUUCCCUGGAGGAGACCUACGCUGAUGUCAUGCCAGUCCAUCACGCAGGACACAGUGCUUUUGUGUCCAUUAUGCGUGGCUGUGACAACAUGUGCAGCUACUGUAUCGUGCCCUUCACUCGCGGAAGAGAGAGGAGCCGACCUGUGUCCUCCAUACUGGAAGAAGUGCGCAGGCUCUCCGACCAGGGGGUGAAGGAGGUGACUCUGUUGGGGCAGAACGUAAACAGCUACAGGGAUACAUCAGAGACGCAGAUCAGCACCUCCGCUCUCAGUCGGGGUUUCAGCACGGUGUAUCGUAAGAAGCAGGGAGGCCUACGUUUCGCUGAUCUUCUGGAUCGAGUCUCCAUGAUUGAUCCUGACAUGAGGAUACGCUUCACCUCUCCACAUCCCAAAGAUUUUCCAGAUGAGGUAUUACAUCUGAUCCAGGAGAGGAAUAACAUCUGUAAGCAGAUCCACCUCCCAGCUCAGAGUGGCAGCAGUCGAGUUUUACAGUCCAUGAGACGCGGCUACACCAGGGAGGCGUACCUCGAGUUGGUGGAAAACAUUCGAAAGAUAAUACCAGGGGUCAGUCUGAGCAGCGACUUCAUUGCCGGUUUCUGUGGCGAGACAGAGGAGGACCACCAGCAGACGCUGUCUCUGCUCAGGGAGGUGGGCUACAAUGUAGGCUUCCUGUUUGCCUACAGCAUGAGGAAGAAAACACACGCAUACCACCGUCUCCAAGACGACGUCCCCACCGAGGUGAAGCAGAGGCGUCUGGAGGAUCUCAUAUCCGUGUUCAGAGAGGAAGCCGCUAAACUGAACUCGGCUCUCAUCGGGAGCACGCAGCUCGUCCUAGUGGAGGGAGAGAGUAAACGAUCACCGGAGGAUCUGUGCGGUCGGAAUGACGGCAACGUAAAAGUGAUUUUUCCCAGAAAGGAUUUGCCCUCUGAUCCCACAGGCACUAAUACUGCCCCAGUUAAAGCGGGGGACUAUGUACUGGUGAAGGUGAGUUCUAACCUUUGGGUCUUCUGUGUGCUUUUGCCUUUUUCUUUCCACAUCAGUAUUAAACAUGAUCUCCAUUAGCACUGGUGAAACUACUAGGUCAUGGCUGUGUUAUUUACUGUAUGUUGAUGUAGUGCUGGAGCGCUCUGUUUUCCUUUUAUAGAUCACUUCAGCAAACUCCCAGAGUCUGCGAGGCCACGCCUUCAGCCACACCUCCCUGAACUUGUGAGCAGAAUUGUAACAAACAUGACGUUGUAUGUUAAUAAGAGCUUUGUGACCUUAUGUGGGAUCAUUUGAUUUACAUAUCGGGUUGGCGAGAGAAACUCACAAAUCUCUUGUUUCUUUUGUUGUUAAUUUAUUUUAUUAAAAUAUUGCUGUAAAUAUGAA
Messenger RNA from Hemibagrus wyckioides, 2378 nucleotides. It is a transcript of the gene cdk5rap1, whose product is annotated as CDK5 regulatory subunit associated protein 1. Gene Ontology annotation, biological process: tRNA modification; negative regulation of cyclin-dependent protein serine/threonine kinase activity. NCBI's taxonomy places the organism in Eukaryota, Metazoa, Chordata, Actinopteri, Siluriformes, Bagridae. Gene Ontology annotation, cellular component: mitochondrion; cytosol. The transcript is spliced from 12 exons. Gene Ontology annotation, molecular function: 4 iron, 4 sulfur cluster binding; tRNA-2-methylthio-N(6)-dimethylallyladenosine(37) synthase activity. Bases 342 to 2072 code for a protein of 576 amino acids. The record is from RefSeq and is a predicted model, not a curated record.